Acanthosepion pharaonis is the source of this 564-nucleotide messenger RNA. Lineage: Eukaryota; Metazoa; Mollusca; Cephalopoda; Sepiida; Sepiidae. The record is from the annotation of a GenBank genome assembly.
AUGCCUGCCGCGUCACCGCUUCUCUUGUAUGAACCGUCAUAUCUAGAUGCCCGAGACUUCGCAGCGGUUUUUAGCCGGCCACGGAAGCAGCCCGUCCUUCGGUCAAGUCGACCGAGCCCAGCAGCUGACGGGACCCAGCAUCAUCAGCAGCAGUUGUUCAAACAGUCCUUUUCAGGGCUAACUUCCGAAAGUCAUUCGAUCACCACUCUUCGAGGCCCCACUCGCUUCACUCUCUGCUACUGCCUUCCCUCUGAGACGCCAGCCCACUCCUGCAGCUUUCAGCCCACUCCUGCAGCUUUCAGCACUCCUGCAGCCUCUAGCUCACUCCUGCAGCUUCCAGCACUCCUGCAGCUUUCAGCUCACUCCUGCAGCUUCCAGCACUCCUGCAGCCUCCAGCUCACUCCUGCAGCUUCCAGCACUCCUGCAGCUUCCAGCAGUCUCCAGCUCACUCCUACCGCUUCCAGCUCACUCCUGCAGCUUCCAGCACUCCUGCAGUUUCCAGCUCACCCCUGCGGCGCUCUACUGACGUCCCGCUACCUAUUCCAGCACCCGCUGACGAUCUAA